Hemicordylus capensis (graceful crag lizard) is the source of this 1668-nucleotide messenger RNA. It is a transcript of the gene BABAM1, whose product is annotated as BRISC and BRCA1 A complex member 1. Gene Ontology annotation, biological process: double-strand break repair; mitotic G2 DNA damage checkpoint signaling; protein K63-linked deubiquitination. Lineage: Eukaryota; Metazoa; Chordata; Lepidosauria; Squamata; Cordylidae. Gene Ontology annotation, cellular component: BRCA1-A complex; nuclear body; BRISC complex. Bases 354 to 1340 code for a protein of 328 amino acids. The transcript is spliced from 9 exons. The record is from RefSeq and is a predicted model, not a curated record.
UACAGAAAGAUUUGUUGCUAUACUUCUCUACCACUGCUUGUGGUAAUAACUGGCAAUCAUAGCCUGGGCUAUUGAAAGAUUUGAUAACUUUUGCUUCGUAUUGCCUUUUUUGUUGUUGCUAUUGAAGAAAACUACAAUUCCCAGCAGUCUUUGCGAGCAGAGCGAGUGGGCAGGGCUAUUUCCUUCCUCAGACACACUUCCUGCCCGGCCCCGGUUUGGAAGGAGCUCGCUGUUGUUUUUACAAGGUGUUUGUAUACCUGGAGCAGAGUGUUGAGCAGCUCUGCUUUCUCUCUGGACUGAAAGCACCUUCCAGAACCGCCAUCCUGGAUUCUCCCUUGGAUCGCGGGGUGCUGAUGGACACCUCGGAGCCCAGCAGCGCAGCUGAGGAAGAGGAGGAGAAAGUGACUGCAGAGCAGCGGCCCAGGACACGUUCGAACCCCGAGGGUGCUGAGGACCGCACCCUGAGUGCUCAGGCUAGCGUCGGGAGCCGCAGUGAAGGAGAGGGGGAAGCAGCCAGUACUGGCGACAGCCCGCAGAGUGCCACGGCCCCAGCAGCCAAUGGCAAGGUUUGGCCCUCCCCAGCACCACCCACAGAGUUUCAGGUCAAGACGCCACGGGUGAACUGCCCCGAGAAAGUGAUCAUCUGCCUGGACCUCUCGGAGGAAAUGUCCCACUCAAAACUGGAGUCGUUUAAUGGGUCCAAAACCAACGCUUUGAACAUCUCCCAGAAGAUGAUAGAGAUGUUUGUCCGGACCAAGCACAAAAUCGAUAAGAGCCACGAGUUUGCUCUGGUGGUAGUCAACAACGAUGUCACCUGGCUUUCUGGUUUCACCUCUGACCCCAGAGAGGUUUGCAGCUGUUUGUACGACCUGGAAACAGUGGUUUGCAAGUCAUUCAAUCUGGAAGGCCUUUUCAACCUCAUACAGCAGAAGACUGAACUCCCCGUGACGGAGAAUGUCCAAACUAUCCCACCGCCUUAUGUGGUCCGGACUAUCUUGGUGUAUAGCCGGCCCACUUGCCAGCCCCAGCUGGCUGUGACAGAUCAGAUGAAGAAAAUGCUGCAAUGCCCCUACUACUUCUUUGAUGUUCUUUACAUCCACAAUGGUGUUGAAGACAAAGAAGAAGAGACCAGCUGGAAGGAAGCCUUUGCCUUCUUCAGCAACCUGGACACCAAAGGCACAAACUACAAGUAUGAAGUGUCUCUGACCGGUCCCGCUGUGGAGUUGCACAACUGCAUGGCCAAACUGCUCGCCCACCCUCUCCAGCGGCCUUUCCAGACCCAUGCUUCCUACAGCAUGCUGGAAGAAGAGGAGACACCGGAAAUGGAAGCUGUUGUGUGACAGAGGGGCCAGGGAAUCAACAGAAGGCUUAGCUAGGGUGGAAUCUCUGUCUCCUUAUGGAAAGCAGAUGUUUCCCCAGCCAAAUCUGCCACCAUGACAGUGGUGCUCCGUGCUGUUCGUUUGGGGCAUAGGUGGGUGGGUGUUUGAGUUAAUUUUUUCCUAUUAAAACAAACUGUAAUGCAGCAAGGAAGCUGCAGUGCUGAUGUGUUGUCAGAGAGCACAGAGCAAAAAUGGUAGAAGUGUUGGAGAAGGUGGUUCUAGAAAGAGAACUUGCAUGGCAAAGAUGGAUUUCUACUAUCCGCUGAUUAAAGAACUUUUGACUGAUUAA